UCCAGUGAUGGUGUGUUGGUGGCUGGCGUGGGCGGUGCUGCUGGUGGGUACAGUGAGGGCAUUCUGUCCUUCCGGGUGUUCCUGUGAUGAUGACGGGCCGAGCGCUCGCUGUGUGGGCGUGGGAAUCAACGUUGUCCCCAUCCUCUUUAACCCAGGUCUACGGCGUCUCAACCUGGCCCACAACACCAUCGACUCUGUUGGUCAUUCUCUUGUCUUCUUCGACCACCUCGAGGAGCUGGACUUCUCACACAACCACCUAGCCAACCUGGGCACUAGUAACUUCGUCGAGCAAGUGAGGCUGCGAGAGCUACGCCUUAGUCACAACAACCUGACCACGUUGGCCGCUGGGGCGCUAAUGGGCCUCACCUCCCUCGCUCUGCUCGAUCUCAGUCACAAUAGCCUGCCGGAGCUUCCCGCCGUUGUUCUUACAGAUGUUCCAGACCUCAAAGUGCUUUUAUUAGCCCACAAUAAACUCCACUCACUCCCUCAGCACUCCUUUCGUAGUUGCAAAGGCCUUCACGUCCUCGACUUGUGUGACAACUACUUCAGGCACGUGCCUACAUCUGCCCUGGAAGACCUAGGAGCACUUAAGACUUUACAUCUCUGUCGCAACCGUCUUACACGACUGGAGUCCAACGCUUUCCGCACGGACACCCUCGUGACACUCUCCCUGGAAACUAACAGCAUCGACAUCAUUGCCGAUACUGCAUUCCACCGCCUCCAGGGAUUACUGAAGCUGAACCUCAAUGACAACUUACUGAGGGAGGUGCCGUCGUUGGCACUCGCGUCGCUACUCAUGUUGGACUCACUCUACAUCAGCAGAAACAAACUGAAGAGCCUUGAUGGCGGCGCCUUCAGGAGUCUGGGACACCUGACUACACUAGAGAUCUCGCGGUGUCCCCACCUGUCGUCGCUACACCCCGGGGCCCUCACACAUUGUGUCAACCUGCGCAAGCUGACACUCUCUCACAAUCCCUUAGUAAGACAUUUACCCCGGGGCUUUCUAACUUCUCUGCCCCGCCUUCUCUCCCUCGACCUUCGCGGCAACGGCCUCCAGAGUUUGCCGGUGACGGAGGUGACGUGGAGGUCGCUGGCGAACCUAGACCUGAGGGGCAACCCGAUGGUGUGUAACUGUUCCGUACAGUGGCUGGCGGAGCUACUUAGUGCCUCCAACACUUCCCUGACCGCUCCAGACCUUCAGUGUGCUUCCCCGCAGAAGGUCAGAGGCCUCUACCUCUCCAGGUUGAGCCCCGGGGAGCUACAGUGUGUGGACCGCCUACAGGUGGUUGUGGGCAUCGUUAUCGUGUGUGUCUCCUCCGUGUUGCUUCUCACCCUCUCGCUCAUCCUCUGCAGGCAUGUUACAAGUGUUUAUUACGUGUUGUAG
Molecule: messenger RNA, 1384 nt
Organism: Homarus americanus (American lobster)
Lineage: Eukaryota; Metazoa; Arthropoda; Malacostraca; Decapoda; Nephropidae
Product: chondroadherin-like protein
Exons: 2
Coding region: 8-1384 (458 amino acids)
Cellular component (GO): plasma membrane
Molecular function (GO): protein binding
Source: RefSeq, a predicted model, not a curated record